Molecule: messenger RNA, 2752 nt
Organism: Rubroshorea leprosula
Lineage: Eukaryota; Viridiplantae; Streptophyta; Magnoliopsida; Malvales; Dipterocarpaceae
Source: the annotation of a GenBank genome assembly
AAAAUUAUACUCUCUUCUCUUUCUUUCCCUCAUUUUCUCUCUCUUUCCCGCAAUCCAAUCAGCAUUUCAUAGUUGCAGAAGCAGCAGUCGUCCUAGAUUUUGGUUCUCAAGUUCGUUAUUUAACGGUUUUUUCAUCUCCCCAUUUUGCUCUUUUCCUCCCCCACCAAUGUUUUCCCGGAAAGAAUAGAUCUUUCGGGUUUCAAAGUUGUAAUCUUUACACAGAAAAAUUAUCCCCCCCUUUUUUGUGAAAGAUGAUUUCUUGGAAGGAUCUGUACAACGUUUUGGCGGCGGUGAUUCCGCUGUAUGUGGCUAUGAUUUUGGCGUACGGGUCGGUGCGGUGGUGGAAGAUUUUCACGCCGGACCAGUGCUCCGGUAUCAAUCGCUUCGUCGCCAUAUUCGCCGUCCCUCUGUUGUCAUUCCACUUUAUUUCCGUUAACAAUCCGUACGCCAUGAAUUUAAAGUUCAUCGCUGCCGACACACUUCAGAAGAUCAUCAUGCUUGUCGUCCUUGGGCUGUGGAACUUCACCAGAAACGGAAGCCUGGAGUGGAUGAUCACCAUUUUCUCACUCUCGACCCUGCCCAACACUCUGGUCAUGGGCAUUCCCCUGUUAAUCGCCAUGUAUGGGCAGUAUUCCGGUAGCCUGAUGGUCCAAGUGGUGGUUCUCCAGUGCAUCAUCUGGUACACUUUGCUUCUUUUUCUCUUCGAGUAUCGCGGCGCCAAGUUGCUGAUCAUGGAACAGUUUCCGGAGACUGCCGCCUCGAUUGUUUCGUUCAAGGUCGAUUCCGACGUGGUCUCGCUCGAUGGACGCGAUUUUCUCGAAACAGACGCUGAAAUUGGACAAGAUGGGAAGCUUCACGUCACUGUGAGGAAAUCUAAUGCUUCUCGAAGGUCUUUUGCAAUGACGCCGCGACCGUCCAACCUUACCGGAGCAGAAAUAUACAGCUUAAGCUCAUCUCGGAAUCCCACACCCAGAGGUUCGAAUUUCAACCAUUCGGAUUUCUACUCCAUGAUGGGAAUUCAGGGAUUUCCGGGUAGACAAUCCAAUUUCGGGGCUGGCGAUGUAUACUCUGUUCACUCAUCAAGAGGGCCGACUCCGAGACCCUCAAAUUUCGAAGAGAAUUCUACGGUAAUGUCUCCAAGAUUCGGGUUUUACCCGGCGCAGACGGUCCCCACUUCGUACCCUGCUCCAAAUCCCGAGUUUUCAUCAGUAACCAAGAACACCAAAAACGGCCAGCCACCGCCGCUACCACAACCCCAAGCUCAGCUGCCGCAGCAGCAUCAGCAGCAGCAGCAACAGUGGGAGAAUGGUAAAGUGAAUCACGACGCGAAGGAGCUCCACAUGUUCGUAUGGAGCUCGAGUGCGUCGCCUAUAUCGGAAGCAGGCGGGCAUCAAGUUCUUGGCGGGACAGAGCAGUCCGGACGGUCCGAUCAGGGAGCCAAGGAGAUCAGGAUGUUAGUCUCUGAUCAUCCUCAUAAUGGGGAAAACAAAGCAAUUUCAGCAAGUGACUUGGAUGGGGAAGAAUUCAGCUUUGCCGGAAAAGAAGAGGAGGAUAGGGAAAAGGAGGGACCCACUGGACUCAACAAGCUGGGGUCCAGUUCAACAGCCGAGCUUCACCCAAAAACCGCCGGAGUUGUGGAGUCCGGUGCCGGAAAACAAAUGCCCCCAGCCAGUGUUAUGACCCGACUGAUCCUGAUCAUGGUUUGGCGCAAGCUCAUCCGCAACCCCAAUACAUAUUCUAGUCUCAUCGGUCUUGCUUGGUCUCUUAUUGCUUUUAGGUGGCAUGUGAGUAUGCCAAAAAUAAUACAGAAGUCAAUCUCCAUACUGUCUGAUGCUGGGCUAGGAAUGGCUAUGUUUAGCUUAGGACUGUUUAUGGCUUUACAACCUAGAAUAAUCGCCUGCGGAAACUCUAUUGCCGCCUUUGCCAUGGCAGUAAGGUUCCUAAUUGGUCCAGCCGUGAUGACGGUGGCUUCCAUUGCUGUUGGAUUACGCGGCACCCUCCUCCACAUUGCCAUUGUUCAGGCUGCCUUACCACAAGGAAUUGUACCUUUUGUGUUUGCCAAAGAGUACAAUGUCCACCCUCAAAUUCUUAGCACUGCGGUUAUCUUUGGCAUGUUGAUAGCAUUACCAAUUACACUUAUGUACUACUUUCUUCUUGGACUGUGAAUUAUCCGAUACCAGGAGCAAGAUUUAUGUUCGAUUUCAUGGCAAUUAUACAUGGAACAAAAGCAUUAGUCGCACCGGAUUGAUUAUGUUCUUCAUAACACGGGUUUCCAGCAAAGAAGAUUGUAGGACAAAAUAGUUCCAAAAUUUUUGGAACUUACGAUUAUAUUUGACAAAGUAACAUUAUAUAAUGGCUCAUAAUAUAGGGACGAUGCCUCCAUUACAAGCCAAGAUUACUCAAAUUCCAGAAUUUUGAAAGGAUAAGAAAGGAGGGCCAACGAAGACUAAUGGGAGACAAUAGGGAGGAAAACAGGGAAGAAAAGAGGUGCUGAUGUAAAGUUAGGUGUCAAACUCUAACUCUACCGUUACAAAGAGACAAAGGAAUGUGAUAAAUCAAAUGGAGGAGAAAAUGUUUUUCUUUUCUUUUUUUUCUUUUUUUUUUAAUUAAUAAUCUCUUUCUGUUUUUAAUUCCUCUGUUUUCAAUGUUGGAUUUCAUUGUCCGUGGAACCUGCAAUUAUUUGCGUUUGUCGUUUUUCUUUUAAGAAAGAGAGCAAUAUUUAAUCAUCCAUGAUACCCUUCGUUAAUACUAC